This is a messenger RNA of Gastrolobium bilobum, 1503 nucleotides long. RefSeq names its product probable WRKY transcription factor 9. NCBI's taxonomy places the organism in Eukaryota, Viridiplantae, Streptophyta, Magnoliopsida, Fabales, Fabaceae. The record is from RefSeq and is a predicted model, not a curated record. Gene Ontology annotation, biological process: regulation of DNA-templated transcription. The transcript is spliced from 5 exons. Gene Ontology annotation, molecular function: sequence-specific DNA binding; DNA-binding transcription factor activity. The coding region runs from base 1 to 1503 and encodes 500 amino acids.
AUGGGUAGAGAAGAAAAACCCACAAAGAUGGAAAUUGAUCUAUCUUUGAAGAUAGAUUCUGAUGAUGAGCAAAAGGAAGAAGCAGCAAAAGUAGAUGAGCGAAUGAAAGAGGAUGAUGACAAGGAAGAAAUGGCACGGAUACCGGAUAAGGAAGAAGUUCCUGAAGCCACAGCUGGUGAAAUAGAAGAUGAUGCAUCGGUGGUAGAAAUAUCUAUGCAAGAUAACACAAAAACAAGAGAGUUAAGUGUCUUACAAAUGGAGAUGGAGAGCAUGAAAGAGGAAAACAAAGUGCUGAGGAAAGUUGUGGAACAAACAAUGAAAGAUUACUAUGAUUUGCAAAUGAAAUUUUCAGUCAUUCAGGAAAACAAUAAAAGAAAGGAUCAUCAAAUUCCUCUCUCACUUCAAGGCAAUGCAACCACCAACGGUGAAGGACCAUCUAGAAUUCUUGAGAUCUUUAACACAAAAAAUCAAAGAGCUCAAUCCCCACCAAACACUGAUGAUAGUAUAAGCGAAAGUGAAUUGGGUUUAUCACUAAGGUUGCAAACAAGAAGCACAAGUCAUCAAAAAGAAACGGAGGGAAAUUAUAAGGAAGACAAAAACAAAGAACAAUUGACAAAUUUUGCAUCAGAGAUGAACAAAUUACAGCGGAGAGAUUGCUUGCCACGUAUUACUACACAUGCUGCCUCCCCUCCUAAUAGAAAAGCUAGGGUUUCGGUUAGAGCAAGAUGUGAGGCCGCCACAAUGAAUGAUGGAUGCCAAUGGAGAAAAUAUGGACAGAAAAUUGCAAAAGCAAAUCCAUGUCCACGAGCCUACUAUCGUUGCACUGUAGCCCCAGGCUGCCCCGUUAGGAAACAGGUGCAAAGAUGCAUUGAUGACAUGUCAAUACUAAUUACAACCUAUGAAGGAACACAUAAUCAUCCACUCCCUGUGGGUGCAACUGCUAUGGCUUCUUCAGCAGCAGCUUCCUAUAUGUUUUUAGAGUCAAGCAAUCCUAUUUCAGAUAACACCUCUAGUUUUAACCAAGCAUCACUUCCUUACAAUAGCUUCCACUCAUUAAACCCACCUUCCAAUAUUAGAAGCAUAAACCCUAAUGAUCCAUCCCAAGGGAUUGUUCUUGAUCUCACUAAUAAUCUCAUGAGUGGUAGUAGCUCCUCCAAUGCCACAACUGAGCCUCGUUUUUAUUGGAUGCCAAACAAAUACCAGAGCAAUGCUAUUGCUAUGAACAAUUUUCACAACCCUAGACCAGUGGAACAAUAUCAUGAUAGGAUUUGGAAAGGAGAAGAAGGUAAGCCUGCACUAGAUGACAAUGUUUCCACCAUUGCCUCAGACCCUAAUUUUAGGGUUGCUGUUGCAGCGGCAAAAGCAUCAAUGGUGAAUAAAGAGAGCCACGCUACUCAUCCUAUUAUAGGGACUUCUUUUGGUCCUAGGAGUGGGCAAAAUGGUAGCUCUAGUAGUAAAAAUUGGAUCAUAGAAUCUCUCUCAACAAAAGGUAAGCCAACUUGA